Magallana angulata is the source of this 1220-nucleotide messenger RNA. RefSeq lists its product as uncharacterized. Lineage: Eukaryota; Metazoa; Mollusca; Bivalvia; Ostreida; Ostreidae. The record is from RefSeq and is a predicted model, not a curated record. The transcript is spliced from 2 exons. The coding region runs from base 168 to 1220 and encodes 350 amino acids.
AUGAGAAAGGCUUCGCGCCAUACAUCAUGGUUUUCUGUUAACCGACUAAACAGGGCUUGGAUGUUUAUAAACUUUUCUCACCCUCUCCGAGGAGGCAAUAAAACAACUCAAGUCUGAAGCUUGUUACUGCAUAGUGAGAAAAGUUUAGUACUACACAUUCAUACGCCAUGGAUAUCGGUACAUGCAGUCUACCAGAUCGACAUCUACGAUCAGUGAGGACGCUUACUCAACAAGCCCUAAUGCUAUUCGAGGACAAAGUAGAGAAAUAUAAUGACAGACUCCGAGAUGUAAGAAGAGACAUUGAAACGGUGAUUCUAGAAUUUGAAGAUGUCCGUCCAACGGAGGAAAAUGUUCUACGAGCUAUGAAGUCUGACCUUAUCCACUUUGCUAAUCAGUACAACAGUCUGUCCAAUGAAUAUGUGUCAUACUUAAAAGGAACAAGAACAGCAGCUAGCUUAAGGGAAGAGGCCUCACACAGGCUAGUUGCAUCAUCAGUUCGUGGUAAAGUUGACUACAUGAUAACUGAGAUUGAAAGUAGACUUACGGAUAAUGUGCCAUCCUACACACAAUUUGCAGAAAGUAACGGUCAAACUGAAGGAUUACCACUCCGUGUUAAAGAAGAAGUGGUGAGAAACUUGAGUUAUUCUUCUCUCAACAAAAAAUCAUCUGUAGGAAAGCGUAGGCAUAGCGUCACAUCUCAAGUCCCCUCAACAACUGGCUCAAACCUCAGCACUAUCAUCCAACGCCAAGCAGCUAAAGUGGGCCUGCAAACUGCAAAAUUGGACCUGAAGUUUGCAGAAGAGGAAGCGGAGCUCCUAAGGAAGCAAGCAGCCAUCGAAGCAGAGCGAAAGAUUUUGGAAAGUCGCAAAGCAGUUGCUGUAGCCCAGACUACAUUUGAAGCAUUAGAAACACUCGCUAAUGACACAGAAAAAGGAGAUAUCCUCGAAGAGUGUGCAGAGAAGGAGCAGUGUCAACAAGACACCUUAGAACGGACAAAACAGUACGUACGUAACUUGAAAGAAAAUCAGGAAGACCAGGUUAGCGUUUUGUCCAUAAGAAGCUUCAAGAACUUUUGUAACCCAAAACAUUCCACACCGUGUGAGAAGAAUCAGGAUCUUACAUCCAAUCUGAACCCAUCAGCCAAGCCAUUCUCCCCAUAUGGGUUCGAUCACCUCACGAGGUAUAUUGCCAAAAAGGACCUGAUAUCUUCACGUUUUUAG